AACCCGACCCGACGGCCCAAUUGGAGACCCAUAUUCCACCAAAAUCAAAAUUCUGCAUCGCUCUUCUUCCUCGCCUGUCUUCGGCCUUUUGCUUCUUCGUCUGCUUGACUGGUCUCCGGUUAAAUUUGAGAGAAAGUAAAAAUGAGAAGACAGGGAAACUUUGCGGACUCACCUGCAAGUGCAUAUGGAGCUGGACAGAUACAGAAUGCACAUUCUGAUUUCCAAGGUCAAUUAGAGGCAUUCACGCCUGAGAGGGACCAACCAUAUUCAGAUUCACAAACAGAGGAUCAGUGGAGAUGGGAAAGAGAUGGCCCGAAUAUGUCAAGGCCAAUGGCAACUGCUAUUUACAAUGAAGGUCAAGGCGUUGACUCAUCGAGGACGUAUGACCGUGGCCAAAUGGAUCCAAAAUCAGGAAUGGAGAAGCAAGGCAGCGAUCCAAGAGCUCAAGCACAACACCAAGAAAACACGAAGCCUGGUUAUGAGAAUAACCGUGGGAUGCAGACCUUUGAAGGUCUAGAACAGAAGUUCAUGGAUGAUAUAACAAGACUAGCAAAGGAUCAAAUCGAAGCAGAGGAUGCAGAGAUCGCCAGACAUCGAGAGAAAAUAAACACCAUCAAUACUCGGUACGAAGAACAAUUAGCUGCACUGAGAGCAAGGCACACAGGUAAAAGAGAAGAGGUCAUGAGGAAAGAAUCACAAGCUAGGCAGCAACAUUACAAGCAGCAAACCAUGGGGAUGAUGGAUCAGUACCAUCCAAACGCAGUUGGUGGUGCCAAUCUAAUGCCAUCUGGUCAUCCCCAGGGUUACAUUGGCAAUGCUCAGGAUCCAGCGGCUGUGGCGGAUGCACCAUCCAGAUCCUACGGCUCAGAUCGAUACGAAGCAUAUGGAGAGAGAACUAGGUUUCAGGGAGGAACCAGAGAUCACGGUUUCGAAUCUAGGGGCCAGUACCCUGGUGGGACGGUCUACGACACAGUCUCACGGUUCUAUUGAUGUGUCAUUACUUUGGAACAUAUUGUGAUUUUUGUGACUUAUAGAUAAAUUAAGCUUUUUAGACUAUCCGGAAUUUCAAAACGAAAUCAGAGCUUGUUCUUUUUUUA
Molecule: messenger RNA, 1097 nt
Organism: Eutrema salsugineum
Lineage: Eukaryota; Viridiplantae; Streptophyta; Magnoliopsida; Brassicales; Brassicaceae
Exons: 4
Coding region: 142-990 (282 amino acids)
Source: RefSeq, a predicted model, not a curated record